Messenger RNA from Ilex paraguariensis (yerba mate), 1672 nucleotides. NCBI's taxonomy places the organism in Eukaryota, Viridiplantae, Streptophyta, Magnoliopsida, Aquifoliales, Aquifoliaceae. The record is from the annotation of a GenBank genome assembly.
CUGGAAUCCAUCGUUGAUCCUUGUACACAUACCACACACUCAGACAAGAUUGUAGAGAGAGAGAGAGAGAGAGAUGGGCACUGUGGUUGUUCCAAGCUCGGCCGGAAUCUCUCCGGAAAAUCAUGAAAAUGGUGCCAUCGGUCGGCCCCCCAAAGAGCUCGACGCCGGAGAACUUUUUGUCUUGAAAUCACGAGGGUCAUGGCUGCACUGUGGGUAUCAUCUUACGACGGCGAUAGUGGCGCCGGCUCUUCUAAGCCUACCCUUUGCUUUCACCUUGUUGGGCUGGGUGGGAGGAGUUCUUUGCCUCAGUGCGGCGGGGCUGGUGACGUUCUACUCGUAUAACCUUUUGUCUCUAGUGUUGGAGCACCACGCACAGCUUGGCAAGCGUCAACUUCGUUUUCGUGACAUGGCCCAUGAUAUUUUAGGACCCGGAUGGGGACGGUACUUCGUUGGUCCACUUCAAUUAGGCAUAUGCUAUGGUGCAGUUAUUGCUUGUACACUUCUAGGAGGGCAAAGCCUAAAGUUUAUUUACUUGGUGGCCAGGCCAAAUGGGAGUAUGCAGCUGUACCAAUUUGUGGUUAUCUUCGGAGGCUUCACGCUGGUCAUGGCACAAAUGCCAUCCUUUCACUCCCUCAGACAUAUCAACCUUGUCUCCCUUGUUCUCUGUCUUUCAUAUUGUGCUUGCACCACCGCUGGCGCCAUUUACAUCGGAAAUUCCAAGAAUGCUCCUCCGAAGGACUAUUCUAUACAAAGAGAUGGUGCAAGUCGUAUGUUUGGGGUUUUCAAUGCUAUUUCAAUCAUUGCCACCACAUAUGGCAAUGGAAUUAUCCCCGAAAUACAGGCCACAAUAGCUCCUCCAAUCAAAGGCAAGAUGUUCAAAGGGCUGUUGGUGUGUUAUGCAGUUGUGUUCUCCACUUUUUUCAGCGUUGCAAUCUCUGGGUAUUGGGCAUUUGGAAAUCAGUCUCAAAGCUCAGUUCUUUCCAAUUUUAUGGUUGGUGACAAGGUUUUGGUGCCAAAAUGGUUUCUUGUAAUGACCAAUGUCUUCACUCUUGUCCAAGUAUCGGCUGUCAGUUUGGUCUACUUGCAACCAACAAAUGUAGUUAUAGAGCGCCAGUUUGCCAACCCAAAGAAGGACCAAUUUUCCAUCCGAAACGUUGUGCCACGACUAAUAUUCCGGUCACUGUCAGUAGCCGUAGCGACAACUCUGGCUGCAAUGUUGCCCUUCUUUGGAGACAUCAUGGCAUUAUUUGGGGCAUUUGGUUGCAUUCCUCUAGAUUUCAUCUUGCCCAUGGUUUUCUACAAUGUCACAUUCAAGCCAUCCAAGAGAACCUUAAUUUUUUGGGGCAACAGCCUCAUUGCCAUUGUCUCCACCGUGUUAUCGUUGAUAGGGGCAGUAGCGUCAGUGCGACAGAUGGUUCUUGAUGCCAAGACAUAUCGUUUGUUUGCUAACAUACAAUGAGAACAAAGAUCAUACUCAAUACAUAAGAAACAACAAGGGGUUUAUGUCCACAUAUAUGUAUCGGUAACUUCUAGGAAACAAUGAUAAGAAUGUAUUACGAUGUAUGUACUAUAUUUGAAGUAUUCAGCAUUUGUAAGAUCUGCACAUUGACAUUGUAACUAGCUUAACUACUGCUAGAGCUUCAAAUUUAAUUUGGUUUUCUAGUCCUAUAAA